AUGGCGAGCGACCAUCACACCGGUGGACGCGAGACUGCAGCGACCGCCCCGAGACAUCCCACCCAACAACACCCGGGUCACCUGCAACAGAGACAACCGUCGCAACAAGAACUCGAGGCGGCGCAACAGCUCGUCGUCCACUCCCAGGGCGCCUACCCGAUGUCGGCCCAGGAACUCCAGGCGUCGCGGUCUCAAGCAGCACCACCACCACAGCAGCCGACCGCCGACGGCCAACAUCCCCGGACCCAACCCGGCGACGGCUCCCGACGCUCACCUCAUCUCGAACAGGGCGGGAAUGCCCCGAACUCGCCGUCAUACUCCACCCCUCCUCACGAAUCGUCCGCGUCGGAUCAUCGAGCGUCGCCGGGGGCCAACAACAUCCUCGGCGCGCAGAUGUGCAGCAAUUGUGGCACGACCAAGACGCCCUUGUGGAGACGGUCCCCGGCCGGGGCGGUCAUCUGCAACGCCUGUGGGCUCUACUACAAGGCGCGCAACCAGAUGCGUCCCGUGGGGCUGAAGCGCGGCUCGGCGAACUCGUCGAACCCGGGCGAUCCUCGAUCGCACGACAUGGGCCCCGCGCCGACGUCGAUCCAAGGCGGCGCCACCUACGUCUCCGCCGACGAGAGCAUCAACGGCACCUGCCCCGGCGGCGGGCGGUGCAACGGGACCGGAGGUCAAGAGGCCUGCAGCGGAUGUCCCGCGUACAACAACCGCGUGUCCAAGAUCGCCCAGGUCACCCUCCGACCCAACGCCGACGGCUCCAACUCCUCCCAGGCCGUCCUGCAGAGCUACAGCCACUCCUCCUCCCCCACCGCGACCAACGUCGUCGUCGCCUGUCAGAACUGCGGGACCACCAUCACGCCGCUGUGGCGCCGCGACGAGGCCGGACACACCAUCUGCAACGCCUGCGGGCUGUACUACAAGCUCCACGGCGCCCACCGCCCCGUCCAGAUGAAGAAGGCGGAGAUCAAACGCCGGAAGCGCGUCGUCCCCAUGACGGGCAACACCAUC
Molecule: messenger RNA, 1011 nt
Organism: Dissoconium aciculare CBS 342.82
Lineage: Eukaryota; Fungi; Ascomycota; Dothideomycetes; Mycosphaerellales; Dissoconiaceae
Product: glucocorticoid receptor-like (DNA-binding domain)
Exons: 2
Biological process (GO): negative regulation of transcription by RNA polymerase II; positive regulation of transcription by RNA polymerase II
Molecular function (GO): DNA-binding transcription factor activity, RNA polymerase II-specific; zinc ion binding; RNA polymerase II cis-regulatory region sequence-specific DNA binding
Source: RefSeq, a predicted model, not a curated record